AGAAUUUUGCAUAGUGUCAAUGCCAGAUAUCUUGAGAUCUUGUGCUGGUGCACGAUCUGGCGACAUUGGGGAGAUGAUAGAACACUCCUCCCAUAAAAUCUCUCUUGAUCACAUCCCUCAAUCUAAGUAAACAACCAUGUGCCGAACUACCACUAAAUGCUGCACCAAGGCUGCCACCAAGAUGGCAGUGAAGGCUCACUCCACAAAGGUCCACAAUGCGGCUAAUAAGAAGGUGUCCAACAAGUCCGUUCGAUUUUCGGACUCGGACAACAAGGUCCAGUUUCGCCAUGCCCCCAAAGAAGAGCUCCAAAUGGCAUGGUACCAGCCCCAAGAAUACAAAGUCUUUCACUACGAUCGACUGAGCACCAUCCGUACCCUGCGACACGCCAAGGGAGACCUGAGUGUUCUGGAUCCCAAUAGCCAAUGUGUGCGGGGCCUGGAAAUGAAUGCCACUCCCGAAAUCUUCAAGUACAGAGCAUCGGGGAUCAAGACAACCAUUCGAAGUGUCUUGCAGCACCAACAUGUGCAGCGUCAGAUUGGGCUCAAAGAUCCAACAUCCUUGGGAAUGGUCUCCAUGGUCAAGUCCACGGCAGCCCGUCAUUUGGCGGCUGCUCUGGCUUUGAUUGAUGAGCAGAGCCUGUAAUGCCACACUGCCUAUAUUUCCUUCUUCCAAGUCCUCCUCCUCUUCCUGCCUUGGCAAACACAAUUUUGUUUAUACUUUUUCCAUUUUAUUAACCUGCUACUAGCUCAUGCAUACCAUAUUAGUACUACUCUC
Seminavis robusta is the source of this 775-nucleotide messenger RNA. Lineage: Eukaryota; Bacillariophyta; Bacillariophyceae; Naviculales; Naviculaceae. The record is from the annotation of a GenBank genome assembly.